AUGUUUAUCCAAUUCUCGAUGCCCUUUUGGCUGAGGAUAUACGGUUAUACUGUGGGAUCAGCUUCGUUCCCUAUCAAUUUUGGGACCAUAAUGCUUAUCGUUUAUAAGAGUGAUAAAAUCGAUAGUUUUAAAUAUUUCAUGCUUUGGUUUCAGGUCACCAAUACUAUUACCGAUCUAUUUAUCUCGAUUUUUGUGCAGCCAUGGCCUCUUCUGCCGAUUUGGGUGGUGAAUUGUGCUGGGUUUGCUGCGACAUAUUUGAAUAUUUGGUCUAAUUAUCUAUUUGCCCUUCUCCCAGCACUAGUCGCCGUGCAAUUUGUCAGCUUGGGCCUGGCAUUUUUGAAGAAGCACCAGUCCAUCGCAAGUAUAGCCCGGAAGCAUAUGAUUAACGAGCUGGGCCAUGAUAUAUUUCGGGCUUGUGUGACGAUUUGGCCUAUAUUUACUUUUUUGCUGUUCUGCCCGGUGGCAGUGGAUAAGGACAAACAGAUGGAUUAUGUGAUAGAGCACUACCCGGAGUACACUUCAGAAUUCUCCCAGCUCAAAAAUUUCGUGAUCUACCGCAGAAACAUCUGGAUGACAAUUUCCACGAUUCUCUUCAUCUGGGCGUUCAUUGUAUUCGGUUCCAUUACGUUUUACACCACAUUUGACAUGUUUCAAAUGCUAAAUGGAGUACAGAAAAAGAUUUCGAUAAGAAACUACAAUCGUGAAAAAGCUGUAGUACGAAGUUUGGUGGCCCAGCUGAUUGCCUCCUCAAUAGUCGCGGUCCCUGGUUUGGCAAUCGGACUCUGCGCGUUUUGGGCGACUGGUGAUUUGAAAACUGUCAUCGAAGUUAUUGGUGUGAUCUUCCUACUACGCGGCACACUUCAUUCAGUUAUUCUAGUAGCAACUACAUCACCAUAUAAGAAAUAUCUUUUGAGAAAAUUUCCACAGAGGAUGCCACCCACUUCGCUGAUGAUCGUGUCUAUCACUUGA
Molecule: messenger RNA, 969 nt
Organism: Caenorhabditis elegans
Lineage: Eukaryota; Metazoa; Nematoda; Chromadorea; Rhabditida; Rhabditidae
Gene: sri-53
Product: Serpentine Receptor, class H
Exons: 6
Coding region: 1-969 (322 amino acids)
Source: RefSeq, marked reviewed